Molecule: messenger RNA, 1272 nt
Organism: Colletotrichum destructivum
Lineage: Eukaryota; Fungi; Ascomycota; Sordariomycetes; Glomerellales; Glomerellaceae
Exons: 1
Coding region: 715-1119 (134 amino acids)
Source: RefSeq, a predicted model, not a curated record
GUCCCUCGUCCCCAGCGCCCAGCCCGGGUUUUCGUCCACGCGUACAUCGUAGGUAGGUCUACACAUCCGCCCCUUUCCUUUUGAUUACCUCCUUUCUCAGGCGCCACCGGCAAUGACACCGCCAAUCUACACCGGCGCCAACAGCAGUUCAUAACUCGCAAGGCCCUGCAGGUGAGCCCAGGCUGAGUCGGCACAAGUGAAUAAUGCGCCUUGUGCAGUGCACCAACCCCCAUUUUCAUAGCGCCAUGACCAUUCGUACUCAGUAGGCUGUCAGGCAGAAACCAUUCAAUCAUCACACCGAUCAUGAAAGCCUCUGGGUAUGUACUCUUUUCUAUACCAGUUAGUCUGGCACGGUACAGAGUACACGCACUCUGGUGCCCGUCAGCAGCCAUGGUCCAGACGGCCAACUAAUGCAGCACAGCGAUUACGCAAGUGGGCUCGGCACGGCAAAGCCCAUUCAUAUCACGUACUGAGACCUCUUGGCCUUGCGGAGAGGCACUUUCAAGCACGCCUCUUUGAGCAGCUUACACGGAAGCACAACACACAUUUCUCCAUCCUUCGCAACACCGGACCAUUAUCCUCCCUACAGCGCCUUGUCGCCCAUCCCAUCUCUGCGUUGCUGCAUACCCAGUGUGAUCCCGACUCGAGCAUGGCAGGGAAACCCCGUUGCAUUCGUUUAAGGUUGUGUCGGGUGGUUUAUCGCCUUCAGACGAGAUGAAAGACAAUCUGACCCGGCCGACUCGUCACAAUUUGAGCUCCAGUCCGCAGUCCACAUACAAGGCCGGCGCCCAUGCACCAGAGAAUGAUUUGUCUGACAAUCUUGAGAUACAGGUUCUCCGUGGACGGCCCAGGACGGAAGUGCUCAGCCAUUGCGAGUUACUUGGCCAAACGGGCAAAUGUGACCAGAUCCAGGGUCAUUCCCGCCCCGAAUCUUGCAUGGCGCAGGCGCAAGAGACGCGCAAACUCUCACUUUGGCCGAGCCGACGGGCCGUUCAGCAAGCCAACGACGCCCCGAUACGCCUACAUAAUGUACUUUGUCCAGACAGCCGAAAGAGUAACCCAAAUAGCGACUCUCCACCGCCGCCACGAGUCGCCAAUGAUGAGAUGAGUGGCGUAUGACACAGAUUUGAGUCUUUGGAGACCAUUUUUGGCCCCCAUACACUCUUUUGCUCGACGCACGCGGUGGGACAGUUGGGAAGACGUGAAAUGACAUUGCUGUUCUGGUCAUGGUCCACCGUUCAGGUCACCUUACCGUUGCGGCGGUGCCUCUGC